UGCUCCUUUGUUGUAAAUCUUGUUUGUGUUUUUUUAAUGAGAAUUGUUUUUCUCUAGAGUGUAAAUAUGGAAGAAAAAUUUAAUAUGGAGGAGAAACUUAAUAUGUUAACGUUUGAAGAAAUUUUACCAUUACGGCGUGCCAGUUCUAUGAAACGUCAACAAUCACAAACGAAUUCACUAAAAGGACCAUUACGUGUAAUACGUUUAUGCCUGUUAGCCAUAAUAUUACCGGGUAUCCUAAUUGCUGGACCACUAUACAUACGAUAUCAUAUGUAUUCAGGACAAAUAUAUCCAUUAGCUAUAUCCGAUAUGCGAUUAAUUGAUAAUAAAGUAUCAACAACAUGGUGUCAGCGACAACAUGUCAAAGUAAAUACCACAUUCAACGCAUUUUUGUUAGCAGAUACACCAAAAUUGAUACGUGAAAAGCGUAUACAUACAAUGGUACGUGAAUUGAGAUUAUGGGAUGAUAUGAAAGAAUAUUGGGGCUUUUAUUUGUUAAAAGGUUCAACUGUUACUGUUUCAACAUGUACGAGAUGGCCAGGAUCAUCACUAACCGUAAUUCGAGGACAUAAACAUUUACAUGAAUGUGCUUAUAUUGGUGACGAUUCCUCAGAAGAGAUUGACGAAUUAAUGGAAUCAAUACGUGAAAGUAAUAUUGAUCCAGCUGCGGUCAAAUCAACCCUACCACAAUUGCAAGAAUCGGAAACAAACCAGCAUGACACAAGCGCUCCAUCAAAUCGACCAACAAAUAUGAAACGACAUCGUUCAGACGUACAAUUUCACGACGUAAAACAUAAUCUUUCAAAACCGAACGAGAAUCAUACACUUCAUUCGCAGAUUAAUGAAAUCGAUGAUCACGAUUUAAUCGAUAAAAAACAAAUGACUAUUUUACUAGCAAAGUUAUAUGAAAAGUCCAAUAAUAAGCGUGUCAAGGUCCCAACGCAAACGUACGAAGAUCAUAUUCAUAAGUAUCGUAAUCAAAGUGUUAACCAAGACGAACGUAAUAAUUUGAAAUUUGCGUCAAAUGCUGCGAAACGGGAACAUACUUCUCGAAAUCGUUCAACUAUCGGACACAAAAUACAUCAACAACCGAUUGUACUUACACCUGAACCAGAAAAAAAAAUUGAUGAUAAAACACCAACCUCGGAGGAAGUAUUUCAACGUGCAUUAAAUCUAAUCGAAGCGCGUGGUGAUAAAGGAAAACGGAUUUUACAACGUUUAGUUGAGAAAUAUAAUCUUGGAAAUAGUUCAUUGAAUCAAAAUCAAACAAAGAAUGAAUCAGAAGCAAAUUUGAAGAAGCUUUUAAAUAACGCUUUUCAUGAGCAUCCCACGACUGGAAGUAAUCAAAAUGUCUUUAAUGCUUCUUCAACUAGUGAAAGAAAUUUGAAUAUUUCCUUGCCGAAAAAUAAUUCGAAAAUGGAUGAAACUAGGGAUCAAAAAUUGAUACGUGAAAAACGUGACUUAGUAUUUAAAUUGGCUAAGAAUUUAAAUACACCUGAUGAAGAGAAAGAUGCAGCUUUUGAGGAGGGUUUAUCACCUGAUGGUAUUGCUGAUCAUCAUGAAGUAUUAAACGAAACAACUUUAGAUGAUCGAUCCAAUUCGGAAUUUUGGUCAUCGUUUUCAAGUAGUGAAGAAGCCCUAUUAAAUUGUGCUGGUUUAAUAUUAAAUUUACCACUAACACCCCAUAUGGAAUGUGAAGAAGAAAGGCCGAAUAGUGAAGCAUUCGGUGCAAAAAGUUUACCAAAUCGUAUCACAUACACCGUUCCAUCGAAUGGAUAUUACUUUUUCGUAUUCAACAGCGAAAAUGAAGUACAAGAGAAUUAUCUACGCAUACAAUUCGAUUUACAUAAAACAGUUUAUGAUGUAAAUAAUUCCGUUGCAAGAUGUCUUAAUUCAACUGGUGAUUGUUCAUUAAAUUUACAAUUUUUCUCAAAUGAAAAAUUAGUUUUAGAAUUACCAAUUAUUGGUUUGAAUGAUAGUCAAGUGAGCGAAGAAUAUGUUGUAAUUUCCGAAUGUGAGCCGCGUACUUCAAUUUAUGUGGUCUGUGUUUUAGCUGUACCAUUAGUUAUUCUAUUAUUUGCAUUUCAAUAAUAGCUAAAAAGUUUUGAGUUUGAUCUUUUUGGAAAACUUUAUUUAUCUUUGUCUAGUCAAAAAAAGUUUACCAAUUCGUUGGUAAAUUGUUUAUUUCAAGUAUUUUAAUGGAACAAGUUAUCGAUCCAAAACAAUAGUCCUAACCGUGGUAUCAAAAAAUGUACAAACUUUAUUUUUGUCAACAACCUUUUGAAAAAAACCCCAGAAAAUCACAAAAAUUUUUACUUUCGGAGACUUAUUAUUGGCAUUUUGGCCUAAAAAGUACAAAAAGCGGGUUAAUUUGGGUUUAGGUGAGUAUUUUUUGGAGUAAUUCAAAAUAUAUUUCAAAAAAUACUUUUCGGAACGACAAAUGAGCUGAAUUUUCUUUUGGGGUCCUAGUUUUACUCUCUGGAGAAGAUAAUAAACUCUUUUGUCUCUUUCUGGAUCCGAGAAUAGAUCAAAUUCAUCUCAAAUCCAUCUUUCAAAAAGUAUCAAACUCAUUUCAAACAUAUU
This is a messenger RNA of Chrysoperla carnea, 2583 nucleotides long. RefSeq lists its product as uncharacterized. The record is from RefSeq and is a predicted model, not a curated record. Lineage: Eukaryota; Metazoa; Arthropoda; Insecta; Neuroptera; Chrysopidae. The transcript is spliced from 6 exons. The coding region runs from base 67 to 2091 and encodes 674 amino acids.